AUGCUUGGGGACCGUGUGCCGGUGACCAGUGGCGGCGAGGGCUCGGCCAUAUGUUCUUCGCGGAGAGUCCUUGGGGUUUCCUGCUUCAACAGUGCUUUGACGGAACCCGGCGCUUGUCCCCCACCCCGGCCGGCCGCCCAUAGCCAGCCCUCCAUCACCUCUUCACCAUGCCCUCGGACCAACCCCAAGGCCCCCGCCGCCGCUCCAGCUCCAGGCAGCCGCCGCCGCCGCCUCUCCUUAGUCGCCGCCAUGAUGACCGCGUCUACCUCGCAGGUGCGCCAGAACUACCACCAGGACUCAGAGGCCGCCAUCAACCGCCAGAUCAACCUGGAGCUCUACGCCUCCUCCGUUUACCUAUCCAUGUCUUACUACUUUGACCGCGAUGAUGUGGCUUUGAAGAACUUUGCCAAAUACUUUCUUCACCAAUCUCAUGAGGAGAGGGAACAUGCCGAGAAACUGAUGAAGCUGCAGAACCAACGAGGUGGCCGAACUUUCCUUCAGGAUAUCAAGAAACCAGACUGUGAUGACUGGGAGAGCGGGCUGAAUGCGAUGGAGUGUGCAUUACAUUUGGAAAAAAAUGUGAAUCAGUCACUACUGGAACUGCACAAACUGGCCACUGACAAAAAUGACCCCCAUUUAUGUGACUUCAUUGAGACACAUUACCUGAAUGAACAGGUGAAAGCCAUCAAAGAAUUGGGUGACCACAUGACCAACUUGCACAAGAUGGGAGCAUCUGAAUCUGGCUUGGCAGAAUAUCUCUUUGACAAGCACACCCUGGGAGACAGUGAUAAUGAAAGCUAAGCCUCAGGCUAAUUUCCCCAUAACCAUGGGAUGACUUACCUUGUCACCAAGGCAGUGCAUGUAUGUUGGGGUUUCCUUUACCUUUUCUAUAAGUUGUACCAAGACACCCACUUAAGUUCUUUGAUUUGUACGAUUCCUUCAAAUAAAGAAAUUUGGUACCC
Pongo pygmaeus (Bornean orangutan) is the source of this 962-nucleotide messenger RNA. RefSeq names its product ferritin heavy chain-like. Gene Ontology annotation, biological process: intracellular iron ion homeostasis; iron ion transport. NCBI's taxonomy places the organism in Eukaryota, Metazoa, Chordata, Mammalia, Primates, Hominidae. The record is from RefSeq and is a predicted model, not a curated record. Gene Ontology annotation, cellular component: cytoplasm. The transcript has 2 exons. Bases 1 to 801 code for a protein of 266 amino acids. Gene Ontology annotation, molecular function: ferric iron binding; ferrous iron binding.